AAGAUGUCAUCUCUUGGCCCCUGGAAAAAUGAGACAAACCUGAUCCUGCAACAAGUUGGGUUCCAGGUACAGAAGAUCUACCCAUUCCAUGAUGGCUGGAACACGGCUUGUUUUGUAAUCCUGGUGCUGUUUAUCCUGACUGUACUAUCUCUGAUCCUGCUGGCGUUCCUUUAUGAAAUGCUGGACUGCUGCUGUUGUGCCAAACACAAGACAGUCAAAGAUCUAGAGAACGAACCGAACCCAGUAAGAGCUCUCAUGAGCAGCAUGAAGAAGCGGAAAACGGAGGUGGUGUAGCAGUGGCACCUAGCAGAGGAUGGCCCACUAUUUGGCUUAGAGGACAAUCCAUGGGCAGAUGUCAUUCCCCCCCAUCUGCUUGUGACAGCACACACUUAUCUGUUCUACUCUUUCAUGUGAAUCGUUUACCGAACCUUACAAGUUGUCUUACCAUAGACUCUUCCUAGUUUUGUUGCAGGUUGUACAGUCAUAGUGGAACAUCAUGCAUCUAUUCUGCUGGAUUGCCCCAUAACUCUUGGUUCGAUAAUAUAAGGACAUGACA
Bufo bufo (common toad) is the source of this 556-nucleotide messenger RNA. RefSeq names its product small integral membrane protein 18 (gene SMIM18). The record is from RefSeq and is a predicted model, not a curated record. Lineage: Eukaryota; Metazoa; Chordata; Amphibia; Anura; Bufonidae. Bases 4 to 294 code for a protein of 96 amino acids. The transcript has a single exon.